Molecule: messenger RNA, 1476 nt
Organism: Kwoniella botswanensis
Lineage: Eukaryota; Fungi; Basidiomycota; Tremellomycetes; Tremellales; Cryptococcaceae
Product: 6-phosphogluconate dehydrogenase, decarboxylating 1
Exons: 8
Coding region: 1-1476 (491 amino acids)
Biological process (GO): pentose-phosphate shunt, oxidative branch; pentose-phosphate shunt
Cellular component (GO): cytosol
Molecular function (GO): NADP binding; phosphogluconate dehydrogenase (decarboxylating) activity
Source: RefSeq, a predicted model, not a curated record
AUGUCUUCUGAUCUCGCCGACGUUGGUCUUAUCGGUUUGGCCGUUAUGGGUCAAAACUUGAUCCUUAACAUGAACGACAAAGGAUUCAAGGUUUGUGCUUAUAACCGAACCACCUCAAAAGUCGACCAUUUCCUUGCCAACGAGGCUAAGGGAACCAACAUCAUCGGUGCCCACUCUAUCCAAGAACUCUGCUCCAAACUCCAAAGACCUAGAAGAAUCAUCUUACUCGUUAAGGCCGGUCAAGCCGUUGACGAUUUCAUCGCUCAACUCGAACCUUACCUCGAAAAGGGUGAUAUCAUCAUUGACGGUGGUAACUCCCACUACCCCGAUUCCAUCCGAAGAACCCACGAACUCGAAGCCAAGGGUCUCUUGUUCGUCGGUUCAGGUGUCUCCGGUGGUGAGGAAGGUGCUAGAAAUGGUCCUUCUUUGAUGCCUGGUGGUUCCGAUGCCGCCUGGCCUCACAUCAAGGAAAUCUUCCAAAAAACCGCUGCUCAAGCUCAAGGUGAACCUUGUUGUGACUGGGUCGGUGAGACCGGUUCAGGACACUACGUCAAGAUGGUCCACAACGGUAUCGAAUACGGAGAUAUGCAAUUGAUCGCCGAGGCUUACGAUAUCCUCAAGAGAGGUCUUGACCUCGACGAAGCUGAGAUCGCUGAUAUCUUCGAGAAGUGGAACACCGGUGUCCUCGACUCUUUCCUUAUCGAAAUCACCAAAGAUAUCCUCAAAUUCAACGAUACCGACGGUGUCCCCAUGGUCCGAAAGAUCCUCGACAAGGCCGGUCAAAAAGGUACCGGUAAAUGGACUGCCAUCGAUGCUCUCGACAACGGUAUGCCAGUAACCCUUAUCGGUGAAGCCGUGUUCGCUCGAUGUCUCUCUGCCGUCAAGGACGAGCGAGUAAGAGCUUCCAAGAUCAUCGCUGCUCCUGAGAGACAACCAUUCCAAGGUGACAAGCAACAAUUCAUCGAUGACCUCGAGCAAGCUCUUUACGCUUCCAAGAUCAUCUCUUACGCUCAAGGAUUCAUGCUUAUGAGAGAGGCCGCCAAGGUCAACAACUGGCACUUGAACAAUGCCGGUAUCGCCGCCAUGUGGAGAGGUGGAUGUAUCAUCAAAUCCGUUUUCCUUUCCGAUAUCACCGCCGCUUACCGAGAGAACCCAGAAUUGGAGAACUUGUUGGUCUCUCCCUUCUUCUUGAACGCCUUGGCCAAGGCUCAACCAGGAUGGAGACGAGUGAUCGCUCAAUCUACCCUCUGGGGUAUCCCCAUCCCCGCUUUCACCACUGCUCUCUCGUUCUUCGAUGGAUACAGGACUGAAACCCUCCCUGCCAACCUUAUCCAAGCUCAACGAGACUUCUUCGGUGCUCACACUUUCCGAGUCGUUCCUGGAUACGGUAACGAUCACCUCAAAGAAGGUGAAGAUGUUCACGUUAAAUGGACUGCUACUUCCGGUAACGUCUCUUCCUCCACUUACAACGCUUAA